Messenger RNA from Monoraphidium neglectum, 588 nucleotides. RefSeq lists its product as hypothetical. The coding region runs from base 1 to 588 and encodes 195 amino acids. The record is from RefSeq and is a predicted model, not a curated record. The transcript has 4 exons. NCBI's taxonomy places the organism in Eukaryota, Viridiplantae, Chlorophyta, Chlorophyceae, Sphaeropleales, Selenastraceae.
AUGCUUGAAAAGGCCGGCCCUCACCUUGACGUGCGCCACUUGGCGGAGCGGCUCGCCAGCCUGCAGGAGUUUGGCCACUACCUGCUCCUGCUGGCGCAGCAGCUGGAGACGACGGGCGCAGCAAAGGACCCCCAGGUGGCCAUCGCCAUCCAGAGGCUGCGGCAGGCUCUGCAAGAGGGGGCCUCGGUGAUGGGGAUCCGGCAGGGCGGCACUGCACCGCAGGACCUGAUGGCGUCCGGCGGCCUGGGCGUGCCGCUGCUGGUGGCGCGGGCAGUCGACGAGCUCACGGAGUGCGUGGAGUUUGAUGCCGCGCCGGUCGUCUCCGUCGACGAGCACGGGGUCACAAUUCGGACCGCGGAGGUGAAGAGCAGCCUGGCAGGGCUGCGCGAGGGCCGCAAGCAGGUGGCCUUGCGCGCCAGGGUGCUUGGUGAGGCGCUUCAGCUGCUUGCGCCAGACGGCCAGGCGCCGCCCAGGAUCCACCUUGAGGGCACUGUGUAUGUAUUUGACAACGCCGACGCGUCCGGGCAGCUCCCGGCCGCGCGGGACGUGGACGGCGUCCUGACAACGGUUGAGUUUGUUGCCGGCUAG